AUCUUUGAUACUACUUACAACACUAAUCGCUAUGGCUUUAUAUUUGCACCAAUAAUGGGGGUUAACAAUCAUGGUCAAACAAUUAUUUUUGCUUGUGGAUUUUUGAAUCAUGAGAGCGUUGAUGAUUUUGUGUGGUUAUUUAAUCAAUUUUUGGAAAGUAUGCCUGGUGGUGCCCCGAAGAUGAUUAUUACCGAUCAAGACCCAGCGAUGACUAAGGCAUUCCCUCUUGUUCUUCCAAAUACUUUUCACAGGUAUUGUAGUUGGCAUAUAUUAAUGAAGUUUUCUGAGAAAAUUGAUGCAGUGAAGUAUAGUAUUUAUAAAAGUGAGUUCUCGGCUUGCAUUUGGAAAUCAGAGACUCCUGAAGAAUUUGAUUUACAAUGGGAAAGUCUGAUUAAGAAAAGUGGGUUAGAAGGAAACAGGUGGUUGCAAGACCAAUAUGAACUUCGGUCAAGAUGGAUUCCUGCAUAUGUUAAUCACAUUUUCUCAGCAGACAUGUCAAGUAGCCAACGAGCAGAAAGUGGACAUGCAUUCUUCAAGAAAUUUGUUUCGAAGAAUAAUUCAUUGGUGGAUUUUAUGAUACAGUUUGGCAGGGGACUAGUGCGCCAACGUCACGAGGAGUUGAUGGCCGAUCACAAAGAUGUAAUUGAGAAACCUAAACUUAGAAUAAAUCAUGACUUUUUGGAGCAAAUGGUUGAUAUUUACACUAAUGAGAUGUAUUUCAAGUUUGAGGCUGAAGUGUGUGACAGCUUUAACUACAAGUUACAGUUUGUUAGGGAAACCGACAAUCGCCGUGUGUAUCAAAUUCAAAGAAAGAAGCUCGCAACAAGCAAAGUCCGCGAAAUCGUUUAUGACAAGGACUUGGAUUUGGUUUAUUGUAGUUGUAAAAAAUUCGAAAGCGCCGGAAUCCCAUGUACACACAUUAUCUCAUAUUUGAUGAAGUUUGAUGCUGAAAUAUUGCCCGAUAAAUACAUCUUAAAGAGGUGGACUAAGACUGCAAAAUCAGGGACAGUGGUUGAUAAUAAAGGCAUGCAGAUAACCUCUGACAAUUCUUAUCUUUUAACGUGGAGUCAAUUUAUCCAAUCAUCUUUGGAUUUAGUUGACAAGUCCCUCGUAUGUGAAGAAACAAGAACGAUGUUUAUCGAUGGUUUGCGUAGCAUUAAUGAGCAAAUAAGUCAAUUUCUUAGUAGCCGCAUGGCUGUAAUGAGCUUCACCGAGAAAAGUAAUUCAAUAGGUAGUAAUAUAAUAGGUGAUGGUGAUGGUACUAGUGCACAUGGUUCUUGCACUUUUCAAAAUAGUUUCAAUGAACCCGACCAAGUGCGAGCAAAGGGGUGCAACAAAAGGUUGAAAGGAGGAAAAGAGAAAGCAAUGGCUAGAGUCAAAAAUAAAAGAGAGAGACGUUAUCACGGGUGUGGUAAAGUAGGCUAA
This is a messenger RNA of Asparagus officinalis (garden asparagus), 1425 nucleotides long. Its product is annotated as protein FAR-RED IMPAIRED RESPONSE 1-like. NCBI's taxonomy places the organism in Eukaryota, Viridiplantae, Streptophyta, Magnoliopsida, Asparagales, Asparagaceae. The coding region runs from base 55 to 1425 and encodes 456 amino acids. The record is from RefSeq and is a predicted model, not a curated record. Gene Ontology annotation, biological process: regulation of DNA-templated transcription. The transcript has 2 exons. Gene Ontology annotation, molecular function: zinc ion binding.